Molecule: messenger RNA, 333 nt
Organism: Diuraphis noxia (Russian wheat aphid)
Lineage: Eukaryota; Metazoa; Arthropoda; Insecta; Hemiptera; Aphididae
Product: zinc finger protein 862-like
Source: RefSeq, a predicted model, not a curated record
AUGGAAGAACAGCUAAUAGUUGAAGUCGAGAAGAGGCCAGUACUGUAUGACAAAAGUUUGGGAACUUAUAAGAAUGCCACAUAUAGAGAAGAAAUAUGGAAGGAAGUAGCCAAUGAGCUUAAAAAUGACGAUGUCAAUACAGUAAAAAAGAGAUGGCGGUCAUUGAGAGAUACUUUUAUAAAAAUGCAUAAAAGUCAAAAGCAACCUAGUGGUUCUGGAGGAGGGAAAAAAUCGAAAUGGUCAUAUUAUUCACAAAUGACAUUUUUGAUUCCAUAUAUCAGAGCUUGCGCUAAGAAAAUUUUAGAACUGCCCAACAUUUUAAUAUUUUUGUAG